UCUCGCUCAUCUCUCAACGAACGAACUGCAGCGAAUUUUGAAACCAACACCCAACCAGACCUCAGCUAUGAGCUCACCUGCGCCGUCCCCGUCGCCGUCGCCGUCGCUGCUCACGUCGCACAGCAGCCACACACACAUGCAAACGACGCACAGCGCCACUGCAGCAACGGGAACAGCAGCAGCCGCGUUGAAUCACAGCGGCAGCGCACCUCUACUGGCCACGUCGUCGUCGUCAGCUGCAUCAACGCCAGGACCCACCAAUGCAAACCCAGCAGCAGCUGUUGCAGCGGUUGCCGAGUUCUGGUCGACCGUGGUUGCCCUUCCGCAGCUGCAGCGUGAAUUGGAUGCAUCUGCACAAGUUAUUGCGGACGCGCAAGUCGAGGGCGACGCGAGCCGGAAACGCCUGGUUGAAUUCACGCGCGAGUUCCGCAAGACCCUCAGCGAAGAGACAAAGACACUGAUCAAGCCCAUCAUGACAAAGUAUCAGACAGAGAUUGACACGCUAUCCAAGCGCGGAAAGAGCGCAGAGACGUUCUUGGCCAACGUCUACAGGAAACUGGCCGACGCCCCCGACCCUCUCCCUGCACUGCGUGAAACCUUGGCUCUGCAGCAACGCAUGCAAAGCGUCCGCGAUCUAGAAGUUGAAAAUCGCAAGCUGCGAGAAACAAUGGACGAAUACCACAAGGAAAUUGCCGACGUGAAAAAUCAAGACGUGACCAUUACGCGACUCAAAGAACGUGUCAAAGAGCUCGAGCAAGGCAUUGAUCAAUCCGUCAAGUCGAAAAGCAAAGCCGCCGAGCAGCAAAUGCAAGAAGAGUUUUCCGAGCGCGAGCGGGCAGUGCAACAGCAAAAGAUUGAGCUGGCAACGCGGCUCGGUCAACAGGAAGGGCUUGCGUCUGGGUUGAAAUCCCAGCUUGAGAUUGCGCAGUCACAGCUGAUGGACUUUCGUGCCCGCCAUGAGGAGGAAUUGCACGCCAAAGCAUCCGAGGUCGAGUUGUUGUUGUCCGACUUGGACCGAGCCAACACCAAGGUCGCCGCCGCAGAGCGACAGGCGGAUUUGCUCGCUGCUCAGAUUGAAGAGCUCAGUAAAUCAUCGGCUUCCGGCGGGUCGGUUGGCGCGCCUGGAAUUGGGGCGCUGCCAUCGAGUGAGCUGCAAGCACGGCUUACCCAGCUUGAUCUCGAGUUGCAUUCAAAGGAAAAGGAAAUCUCUCUUCUUGUUGAAGAGUUGCACAAGCAUCAGGUUGCGACAACCAAAGCCAAACAACUGCACGCACAAGAGCUUGAAGCGUUGGAGGCGCACAUUGAAGACGUGACUGCGAACACGGAGCGGCUGGAGCACGAGCUUGAGCUUCGAAGUGACUACGAGGACAUUAAGAAAGAGUUGUCCAUUCUGAAGAUGAUUGAGUCGUCCAAUCACCAAAAUAAUCUCAACUCGGAACCAGGCGGCGUCACCAGCGGCGACACUUCAACAAUAGCAGGCAAAUCCAUUGAAACCUUGCUGCUGGAAAAGAACCGGCUGCUUCAAUCUGAGUUGACUCAAUUGAAGGUCAACUUGAAUUUGCGAAACGAGGAAUUUGCAUUGUUGCACCAGGCUCAAGAAGACAAGAGCAAGCUCAUUUCCGGUCAACUCGCGCUCAUUGCUCAGCUUGAAAGCGAUCUCAUGAACAUGAGCAGUGAUACCACUCGCGAUCCUUCCGCCGGCAACCCAGUUCUGCAACGCUCUGCUUCAAGCACAAAUCACGUCUCGCUUCUCCUAGAGGCCACAAACGGCAAUGGAUCCGCGCCCGAGACCCCGGAUGCAAGCAUGCUCGUUGGCGGCCCGGUCGGAUUUGCCGCAGCAUCAUCGAGCGACGCCUCCUCAGCCGGACUGCUCCCAAUUGUCGCAGGUCAACGCGAUCGCUUCCGACAGCGCAACACCGAGCUUGAAGUUGAAAACCGCACUCUCCUCCAGCAAAUGGCGUCGCUGCGCGCGGAUAUUGAUGCGCUGCGCUCUGAUAACGUCAAGAUGUAUGAAAAGGUCAAGUUUCUACAGUCUUACCCGACAAAGGCGUCUGCAACCGGAAAUGACGCCAUCGAGCGCUAUUCCACACAAUACGAGGAGCAACUCAACCCGUUCCGAGAGUUUCAUGCGCAGGAGCGACAGCGCAAAGUGCAAGCCCUCAACGCGACCGAGCGGAUUACGCUCAGCAUGGGCCGCUUUAUCAUGUCCAACAAGUACGCCCGCAGCUUUGUCUUUUUCUACAGCAUCAUUUUGCAUGCAUUGGUAUUCCUGGUCUUGUACAAGCUGUCGUGGUCGCAGGCGUGCCAGGACGAGAGCGCAGCGCUUUGCGUCGAUCGCUUUGCCGUGCACAUGCGAGAGGAGCAUCACGGCCAGCGACGGUGACGUGGUCAUUUUUGUUUUUCCGUCUCAUCCCCCAUAUCGAUCUGUCUUAGCGCCAACUCCUGUUCCAAGGAAGGCAAUUUGAACUGCAUUUGAAAAAAACAGUUGAAACAAACAACAAAACGAAAAAAACGAAAAAAAAAAAAAAACCGCCAAGACGUAAUGCAAUUGGCUUCUAUUUUCCGCACUUGUUUACAUUACAAUAACAAACUUGUGAUAUUUUCCCCAAAAGCUUGUUUUUCG
Molecule: messenger RNA, 2623 nt
Organism: Capsaspora owczarzaki ATCC 30864
Lineage: Eukaryota; Filasterea; Ministeriida; Capsasporidae
Exons: 13
Coding region: 68-2383 (771 amino acids)
Biological process (GO): intra-Golgi vesicle-mediated transport
Cellular component (GO): Golgi membrane
Source: RefSeq, a predicted model, not a curated record